This is a messenger RNA of Phyllopteryx taeniolatus (common seadragon), 3585 nucleotides long. It is a transcript of the gene faima, whose product is annotated as Fas apoptotic inhibitory molecule a. The record is from RefSeq and is a predicted model, not a curated record. Bases 185 to 727 code for a protein of 180 amino acids. The transcript has 5 exons. Gene Ontology annotation, biological process: negative regulation of extrinsic apoptotic signaling pathway via death domain receptors; canonical NF-kappaB signal transduction; positive regulation of neurogenesis. Lineage: Eukaryota; Metazoa; Chordata; Actinopteri; Syngnathiformes; Syngnathidae.
UGAUUCUUAUUAAAAGCAUGAUCCACUGAAGAGGGCGUGGCGAAAGGUAAACGUAAGAGGAUGUCCAUGUUGCUAUGGUUACAGUCUAGCAUACCAGCUUGAGUUCACGCCCCGUUGUAAAACUACUGUCGAAAGUCGCCCAACACCUGUGCUAGCGUCCACCCCGAAAGGCAUUCGAGCAAGCAUGUCCGGCGACCUCGCUGGCGUGUGGGAGGUCGCGUUGAGCGACGGCGUCCACAGGAUCGAAUUCGAGCACGGGACGACCACCGGCAAGAGGGUCAUCUACGUCGACGGAAAGGAGGUGCUGAGGCGGGACUGGAUGUUCAAGCUUGUGGGCAAGGAGACGUUCAUCGUGGGCAAGCUGGACACAAAAGCCACCAUCAACAUCGACCCGAUCAGCGGCUUCGCCUACGAGUACACCCUGGAGAUCAACGGCAAGAGCCUGAAGAAGUACAUGGAGAACCGGGCCAAGGUGGCCAGCACCUGGGUGCUCAACCUGGAUGGGACGGAUACCAGGGUGGUCUUGGAGAAAGAUACCAUGGAUAUUUGGUGUAAUGGAGAGAAGAUUGAAACUGCAGGCGAGUUUGUGGACGACGGCACAGAAACCCACUUCACCCUGGGUGAACACAACUGCUGUGUGAAGGCGGUGAGCAGCGGAAAACAACGAGACGGACUCAUUCACACACUUCUCGUGGACGGAGCAGAAAUAGCUGAAUGUACAGAGUGACUUUUUGUUCAUUUAAAAAACAUAUAUAUUAAAAUAUAUAUAUAUAUAUAUAUAUAUAUAUAUAUGUAUAUAUAUAUAUAUAUAUAUAAGCGGCUGAAAUAAGUAUUUAACAUGUCACCAUUUUUCCCACUACAUAUAUUUCCAAAGCUGCUAUUGACAUGAAAAUUUCACCAGAUGUUGGGAUCCACCCAUUUAACCCAUACAUACGAAGAAAGUAGAAUAAAUAAGAUGAGAAAUUAAGUUGUGUGUAAUAAUGUGAAAUGACACAGGGAAAAAGUAUUGAACACGGCAACUGGUAUUUAUUUAAUACUUUGUACAAAAGCCUUUGUUUGCAAUGACAGGUUCAAGACGCCUCCUGUUUGAAGAAACUAGUCGCCUGCAUUGCUCUGAUGUGAUUUUGGCCUAUUCUUCCACACAAGCAGUCUUAAAAUCUUGAAGGUUCUGUGGGCUUCAUUUAUGGACCUCCAGUUUCAGUCCUUUCCAUAGAUUUUCGAUUGGAUUCAAGUCAGGUGAUUGGCUAGGCCAUUCUAGCAACUUUAUUUUGUUUCUUUGAAACCAAUUGAGAGUUUCCUUGGCAGUGUGUUUGGGAUCAUUAUCCUGCUGAAAUGUCCACCUCGUUUUAUUUUCAUCAUCCUCGUAGAUAGCAGCAGAUUUUUGUCCAGAACGUCACGGUACAUUUGCCCAUUCAUCCUUCCUUCAAUAAUGUGAAGUUUACCAGUACCAUUUGCUGAAAAGCAGCCCCACACCAUCAUGUUCCCACCUCCGUACCUGACUGUUGGUAUGGUGUUUUUAAGGUGAAAGGUGAUGUGCAGUGCCAUUUCUCCUCCAAACGUGGUGUGCAUAAUGGCAUCCAAACAGUUCAGUUUUGCUCUCAUCGGACCAGACUAUAGUCUCCCAGUAUUUAACUGGCUUGUCCAAAUGUUGUUCAGCAAACUUUAACGAGCUUUGACAUGCUUUUUUUUCAGCAUUGGGGUCUUGCGUGGUGAGCGUGCAUACCAGCCAUGGCGGCGGAGUACAUUACUCACUGUUUUCCUUGUGAGAACAGGACCUGCUAAUUCCCGGUCUUUUUGACGCUCUCCACAGGUGGUCCUUGGUUCUUGGACAACUCUUCAGAUAAUUCUUUGCCAAUCCUCUGUCAGAAAUCUUGGGAGGAGCACCUGAUCGAGGCAAAUUUAUUGUGGUAUGAUUGGCUUUUCACUUAUGUAUUAUGGCCCCAACCGUGCUCACUGGAACAUUCAGAAGCUUAGAUAUGCGAAUGUAACCAAUGCCAUCGUUAUGUUUUGCAACAAUUAGUUUGCGAUGGUCUUGAGACAGCUCUCUGCUCUUACCCAUCAUGUGUCUUGGCUCACACCUUGGCAAUGAGACAUUUUUGUUGGCCAUCAAUUAGGACUGAACCAGCUGAUAUUCAUUUGCACUGACAAGGGGCUGGAAUGCUGUUUGAUUAUUGAUAGAUUGUAGGUGUUGUCUUGGCUUUCCAUGCCCUUUUGGACCUCCCUUCAUGUGUUCAAUACUUUUUCCCUGUGUCAUUUCACAUUAUUACACGCAACUUAAUAGCUGAUCUUAUUUGCUCUACUUUGUAUGUAUGUAUGGAUUACUUGGGUUGUUCCCGACAUCUGGUGAAAAUUUAAUGUCAACAGCACCUUUGGAACUAUAUUUAGUGAGAAAAUGGUGACGUGUUAAAUACUUAUUUCAGCCGCUGUAUAGGUAUUUAUCCAAGAGCCAUAAAAACUUGAAACUUGAUAUUUUGAUUUCCUAAGUAGCGAUAAGAAGUCUUAUGGACCUACUUUUUGGAUAUAUCCUGAAAACACUGGAAAUACUAAAGUGUACUGUAUUGUGAGAAUUUUUUUUAUUUAAUUGUGUGAAUGCUAAAGAGCCAACACAAAAAUUCAGUUUUUAUUAUUCUGUCCUUAUUUGUCCAUUUACUCCCACCACAUUUCUCGACCGAUUCAAACUAUUCCUAUUCCCAGUCUCACAUUCUCGAUGUCAACAAUGCAAUGAAUUCCACAGCAUUUCACUGCAGUGUCAGAUCUUCAGCAUUCAUUCACUCAGAAAUUGCAUUCUAGUUUUGUGUAGUAUUGUGUCAUAUUUAUUUAAUUGUGGAAUAAGAUCAACUUAUGUCCCAGUGAAUGUAGUUUAAUGAAUUUUUAGAUAAUUCAGCCCCCGAGAGCGGUUUGACUUAGCAACAUCAAAUUGGGUAGGCAUGUCUAUCAUGAGUAGACCCACAAAAAAGUCUCAAGAAGCCAUGCCCUCCAAAGACAGGAGAAGUCAGCCAUUUUGGGUCGAUUUUAGACUUUAGCAAUUUUAGAGUCAUUUUGGCAAUUUUCAGAGGUAAUUUUGGCAAUUUUCAGAGGUAGUAAAGAUGAACUUUUUUUCCGAUGGCAACCAAAUUUGGACCACGUACAGUGGGAAGAAAAAGUAUGUGAACCCUUUGGAAUUUAUCAAAUUUCUGCAUAAAUUGGUCAUAAAAAGUGCUCUGAAGUUAAUCUAAAUCAGAAGAAUAAACUGUUUGCUUAAAGUAAUAUACAAAAUAUGUUUUUAUAUUUUUAUAGAAAACAUUCAUAGGAAAAAAAGUCAGUGAAGCCCUAUCUCCCACUGUAUACUAGACCAAUAAAUGGUGACAGUUGUUUGUCAAUUAAUUUUCAUGUUAAGCAGUUUUGUGGUGUUACUUGAAUGAUACAAAAUCUGGAAUUUAGAUGGUACUGGUCUCCACUUUUUAAAGUGAAUGUAAGCUAUACAUUUAGAUACUGUGUAUGUCAUUAAUGACCAGCAUUAUUUUUAAAUUUCCUGCGAAGUACAGUAGCUGAGUAGGAAUUGCUUUUGUUACACCAACUGAAAUAAAUAAUGUUGUUUCCAAAUUA